Messenger RNA from Anguilla anguilla (European eel), 1875 nucleotides. It is a transcript of the gene tfec, whose product is annotated as transcription factor EC. Bases 159 to 1547 code for a protein of 462 amino acids. The record is from RefSeq and is a predicted model, not a curated record. Lineage: Eukaryota; Metazoa; Chordata; Actinopteri; Anguilliformes; Anguillidae. Gene Ontology annotation, molecular function: protein dimerization activity; RNA polymerase II cis-regulatory region sequence-specific DNA binding; DNA-binding transcription factor activity, RNA polymerase II-specific. Gene Ontology annotation, cellular component: nucleus. Gene Ontology annotation, biological process: regulation of transcription by RNA polymerase II. The transcript has 9 exons.
GCUCUAGAGAGCGAAAAGAGGAAACAGGCUGUGCUUUAUAUUUAGGCCUUUCACAGUGCUGAAAAUGCUGACAGCCAGAGAUAGACUCCGCUCCUGGUCCACCAUGUCCGCUGUCCCUCUGAUGAAAGUCUGACGGGACGGGCUAGACGGAAGGGGCCAUGUUCCAUACCCACGUGGGCGGGGUCCACCUACAGCUGAUGAGGAACUGCGUGGAGGAAGAGGAGGAUGAGGAAUUCUGGGGCCCCGGGCCCGGCUUCGGCCCCUGGCCCCUGCCGCAAGCUCACGCCCCCAUCACACCGGCCCUUUAUGGACAGUGGCCCCCAGCGUGGCAGAGGCCUCAGCCGCCCUGGAAGGUACAGAGCCACCUGGAGAACCCCAAGUUCCACCUCCACCAGGCCCAGGCGCAGCAGGUGAAGCAGUACCUGACCCUGGGCUCCAAAAUCGGCGGGCAGGGCCACCCGGUGAACCACCCGCACCCGGGGCAGCCGCCGAUGAGGAACGGGCACCUGCCCCCCGUGCACGCCGAUGGCAGCACCCCGGGGAGCCCCGUCACCUUGCUGACGCUCGCCGCCAGUCACGACAGUGAGUUUCCGAUGGACGAAGUUAUUGACGACUUAAUUAGCCUUGAAUCCGGUUUCCAAGAUGACGGGUUGGGACGCAUGGAACCCAACAUCCUAAUGCAAAACAAUGUCUCUCUGAACAGCGGCAUGCUGGAUGUGUACGGCGGUGACCAAGGUAUGCCUGCCGCUAAUAACGGAAUGACACGUGCUUCAUGUCCCACAAACCCCACUAUAAAACAGGAAGUCACAGAACUGGACACUAGAGUUCUUGCCAAAGAAAGACAGAAAAAGGACAACCAUAAUUUAAUUGAAAGAAGAAGAAGAUACAACAUCAACUAUAGAAUCAAGGAACUUGGGACGCUGAUACCGAAGUCUAAUGACCCUGAUAUGCGCUGGAACAAAGGCACCAUUUUAAAGGCGUCGGUGGAGUACAUUAAGUGGCUCCAGAAGGAGCAGCAGCAUGCCAGGGAGCUGGAGACCCGGCAGAAGAAGCUGGAGCUGGCCAACAGGAGGCUGCUGCUGAGGAUCCAGGAGCUGGAGAUCCAGGCUCGUGCCCAUGGGCUGCCAAACAUGGCCUCCUCUCUGGGGGCGGUGGAGCUGUCCUCACACCUGCUCAAGCAACAACAGCAACAGCAGCAGCAGCAGCCGCAACAACAACAGCCACAGCCACAGCCACAGCCACAACAGCAACAGCCUCUGUACCCGGAGGAGCUGAACGGGGACUACGUCCAGCGGGCGGCCAUGACGCAGAUGGCGGCGCCGGUCGACCACGGCGACGGCUCCACCACCUUCUCCGACCCCCUGUCGCACUUCACGGACUUCUUCAGCGCCACCCUGAAGGAGGAGCACCGGCUGGACGAGAUCCUGAUGGACGACCCGCUCUCGCCCUUCGGCGCCGACCCGCUGCUGUCCGCCGCGUCCCCGCCGGCCUCCAAGGGCAGCAGCCGACGGAACAGCUUCAGCACCGACGACGGCGACGACCUCUAACGACCUCUAAUGAAAAUUUAAAAAACGAACCCACUCCCACACACACCCCGCCCACCACCUGCCGUGGGGCGUCGGCUGUCAGACUCCUCCUACAUACUGCUGUUUCCCAAUUCCCAGUCUUCUCUCAUCUCUAUGGUAGUUUUGAGAGAUGGCACAGCACCCCCUCCUGGACAGCGCCAGCACUGAUGGCAAACAAGAUGGUAACAGAAAAAGGGAGAGCUUCAGCCUUGUGGUGUGCGCUCCUGUUAGCCCUGGGACUCUGACAAGACUAUCUGUAAAUAGUGACAGUGAUUAAAAGGGUUUCAGAGACAAAAAUACCCUUUUUUUU